This is a messenger RNA of Quercus lobata, 417 nucleotides long. RefSeq names its product merozoite surface antigen 2-like. The transcript has a single exon. The record is from RefSeq and is a predicted model, not a curated record. Bases 1 to 417 code for a protein of 138 amino acids. NCBI's taxonomy places the organism in Eukaryota, Viridiplantae, Streptophyta, Magnoliopsida, Fagales, Fagaceae.
AUGGAGAGUGGUCAUGCUCCACUUGCAGUUGAAGUUCCUGAUGGUGUUGGUCAAAGGGUUGAUGCGGGGGGUGGUGCAGGUGCUGCUACAGGGGGUGUUGGGGUUGGUGCAGGGGUUAGUGCAGGAGGUGGUGCAAGAGCUGCUCCAAGGGGUGCAAGGGUUGGUGCAGGGGGUGGUGCAGGAGCUGCUACAAGGGCUGCUAUAGGGGGUGAUGCUAGUGUGGGGGUAGAGGAGGAGUUUAAUUGGUUGUAUGAAGGUCUGGAAGGAGAAGACUUUGCUGAUGAUAUUUUUGGCGAGUCUUCUCCACCUCACAGAGUUCCAUCUGAGCCUAACACUGUUCCACCUCAAGCAACCACUGAUACACCUCAGCCAAGCACAGAUACACCUCAGCCAAGAAUGUUCCACCUCCAAACAUAG